AACAAUCUUACAUUUUCUUGUAUCUGUUUCAAUUAAUGUAUAAUAUUUCAAAUCAAUUUUUUACAAAUGUGAUUGAAAUAAAACUAAGCAAAGUGUAAUUGAUUCUUAUUAAAGGAACUUGAUAAAUUAUUUUUCUUUAUUAUUUCUUUAAAGUGCUUUAAUACAGGUUGAGAAGUCAAACAAGUCCUAUACUGAGACUAUGUCACAUAAUGAAAUAACCAUGUCUAACAUUGCGGUCAAUGAGACGGCGUCCAACAAUGAGUCGUCCAUAUCCAACGAUGAAUGCGAUGACCAGGUGGAUUUGGUUUCACAAUUACAUCCCCAAUCAAACUUACAUUUACAAGGAUCUUCAAGUAAUUUGCCCAAGUCAAGAAAUAACACGUACCCUGGCUUAAUUAACAAUCCUCAGUCUAAAGAUGCCUUUAGACUAACGAAAGUAAAAGAAGCAUUGUCAGCAAGGGUCUUGGUGUUGAAACCAAAUGAGGAUAUCCCAGUGAAUCCUGACCCUGCAGACGACAGCUAUUUUAAGAAACAAGGGAGAGCACACCUCGACGAUCACUACGUACACAAGAAGAACAUGGACCAGUAUCAUCUGCUUCAGGAACAAAAAAUUACAGGUCGUAAAAUCGUAAUGAGACUGAUAUUCAAAGCCGACGCUCAGCUCAUGAGUGAAAACUUGUUUCUAGAGCUAUUUUAUUUGAUGGGGGAAACUGUUAGGUUUAGGGUCAGACAUGAGGUGGAGACAUUUAACAAAGACAUGUUUCACGACUUGCAAAUCAUGCAGUGUGAUAACGUCCCUGUUGGAGUAUUUGAGAAGUAUCUACAAUUUUUGAAUGAAAAAAAAGAUCUUUUGAAGUGAUGUCAUUUUAACGAUAUGAGUUUCGCUUCUGUACACAGGAGAUAAAAGGCGACAGUAACAAUUAUGUUUAUAAUAUUUAUAUAUGGUUGAAAACGUUAUUUGAAUAUUUAUUUUUUACAAACUAUAUUAUGUUUAAACAUUGUCACAUAUCAAUAUCUUGUUCUCAUUGUAUGCUGUAAUCACUCGAAGAGGCAGCAAGGAAAGCUCCUCAUAGAUACUCCCUCCUCCCUCAAGGUCCGCUAAAGAGAUUGACCAGAUCGCACUGAGAUUUCAUUCAUGAAUCUAGCGUUGUAGCGUUAGCGUUGUUUAUGGUUAUUAAGAGUAGCGUUUCUAGUUAACAGUUAUAGCAUGGCAGACGAGCUUCAAAAGCGCUUUGUUUACUCGAAGAGGCAGCACGGAAUACUUCUUCCAGAUCCCCACAAAAUAGAUUAGACCAGAGCGCACUGAGACUAUUGCAUCAUGGAGGACGCACUAAACAAAUGCAAUUUAUGUAAAAAAAAAAAUCUGAAUUUAUUUACUUGAGAUGUUAAUUUUUUUCAAAUAUUUAUUAGAAUUUCUUGUAUAUUCUUGCUGAAACGAAUUAGACAAAUAUAUUUUUAACCUAUCUUUUACCCAUAGCAACGACAUAGAAACGUAUAAUUACCCCCAAAAAAGAAGUUUUAACGUGGAAAAAUUUUGAAAGCUAUGAUUAUCAAAAUGCAGUCAAGAAAGUUAGGACACUAGCAAAUGAAUGGCUUUCAGAACAUGAUAUUGACUCAGACUUUAUUGAUGGUUGAAACUGUGGCAGUUUAAUCGAGUAUUAAUUCAUUUCAACUGACGCGAACGUGGAGGAGGAGUGGAUAAACGCUUGGCUUCCCAUACCUAUGGGUUUCGGGUUUGAAUCUAGGUGAAGACUUGAACUUCCGAGGCUUGUGUCGGGACGCAGGUUAAAACAAAUUCAACUUGAUGAACUAAAACGUGUUGAAUUUGGACACUCCUUGAACUUAGACUUACAAAGAAUAUUGGAUACCAUGGUUGAAGAUUUGUGUAGAGUUUAACUGAGUUAUUCUUGUGUACCAUAUGGAAAGGAAAUGCUCAUGCGUAUUUUGGUCUUUCAGUCUGAAGUCUGAAAGACCAAAAUUUCCCAUGAUAUGACCAUUGACCCAUGAGGAUAUUUAUCAAGUCCGCUCCUGAGAAGGACAGGACUAACUUUUGGGUCAAUGGUAUGCAUUAUAAAGGGAUGGGUUUAUGUGGCGUCUUUUAAAAUCCGGAAGUUCAAGUCGUUACCUAGAUUCAAACCCGAGACCGAUCGGUUAGGGAAGCCAAGCGCUUUGCCACUCACCCACCACACUCUCGUCAGUUGUUUAAACUCGAUUAAAUUCACUUAUUGACUUAUUUAUAUUUUAAACUGCAGCAGUAGCUCCUCGUUCUAGAGGCAUUCUUUUCAAUGUGCCUUAACUUUCAAAAUUGGUUUACAUCAAAAGUACAGUUCCCCUUUCAGACCUUGCAAUCUAUAGGGAAGAUGAUAUUAGGGUCAUCUCUUUCUUUGGCCAACGGUUAAAGAGCAGGGUGUGAUGUGGCCAGCACAACGACCAACCACCUUUGCUUUCCCAUACUAAAGUAAAUCGGGUGUCUCGGGGGCGCCCUGAAAGUCCCAAGAUUCUAAAUCCAAGUCUGAACUGAGACUUUGAACUACAGCAGCAGGUUCGGAAGCCAAGCGCUUAACUACUCUGCCAUCGCGCCCCCGUUAGUGUAUAUUUCGUUGUCGGUAGCCCGUACCAAGUUUUUUUUAACGGAAAAUAUACGUAUCUGUAGAAAUUGAAGCAAAAAAGGUGUGUUACAAUGUGUAUAUAUAUUUAUGUUUUUGGAAAAUGUAUUUCACAAACAAAAAAAAAAAAUUAAAAUAUUUUAUUCUUUUUCUUUUAUUUGAACACAAUCAAAUAUAAAACAUUUUGUAUUCAUUGACUUUAUAUCUUUCCAUUUAAAAAUGUAUAUAUAUUAUUUUAGAAAUGUAUAGUAUACUGUUUUCAUUUAUGCCCUUUUAUAUGUGUACCGCGCUUUAUGGAAUUUUACCUUUGUUAUAUUUUCGAACACCUUUUCUUUGCUUUAUUCUGUGUUUGUAUAUGUUAUAAUUUUGAUGUCAUUAAGAUAAUUGAGAAACUUUAAA
Biomphalaria glabrata is the source of this 3005-nucleotide messenger RNA. RefSeq lists its product as uncharacterized. NCBI's taxonomy places the organism in Eukaryota, Metazoa, Mollusca, Gastropoda, Planorbidae. The transcript is spliced from 3 exons. The record is from RefSeq and is a predicted model, not a curated record. The coding region runs from base 200 to 859 and encodes 219 amino acids.